UUACCAAUCAUUUCUCGUGUCACAACCAACAAGCACCGGUUUGCUAUUAUGGACAGUAAUUUCAAGGUCAUUGUUGUGGGCGGAGGUCCAAUUGGUCUCAUCGCACCUCAUGCGCUCCACCGCGCCAAUAUCGACUUCCUUCUUCUAGAGUGCAGAUUUUCAAUUGUUGAGGAUGAAGGUGCCAGUAUUGUAGUUUACCCUCAGACAGUUAGGGUCAUGCAUCAGCUCGGUUUUCUAGAGUCUUUACUUCCAUUAGGAACCGAACUUGACGAUCAGUUGUUGUUUACCAAAGACGGAAUUACAUUCAAUGAAAGUCCAAGUUACAGCAAGACCAAAGAGAGAUCAAAAGUCCUCACUGGCAAAGGACUGGAUAGCAUAGAAAGUACCGAUGACGGCGUUACAGUCAGAUGCACCGACGGGAGUAUCUAUCAGGGGUCUACGGCCAUAGACGCAGUCGGCGGAAACAGCAGAACUCGGCAUUUAAUGCGUGACAUCGCACUGAAAGAGGAUCCGCAACGCGAAUGGGAUCCAGAACAGCUAUAA
Molecule: messenger RNA, 543 nt
Organism: Penicillium soppii
Lineage: Eukaryota; Fungi; Ascomycota; Eurotiomycetes; Eurotiales; Aspergillaceae
Product: FAD-dependent oxidoreductase
Exons: 2
Molecular function (GO): FAD binding
Source: RefSeq, a predicted model, not a curated record